AUGACUGAAAUCCUUCUGACCCUGGAGCAGCCGCAGGGGGAUUCCAUGAUGACCUGCGAGCAGGCACAGUUUCUAGCCAACCUGGCGCGGCUCAUCAAGGCCGAGAAGGCGUUGGACCUGGGCACUUUCACGGGCUAUUCGGCCCUGGCGCUGGCCCUGGCGCUACCCCCGGCCGGGCGCGUGGUGACCUGCGAGGUGGACGCGGGGCCCCCGGAGCUGGGGCGGCCCCUGUGGAGGCAGGCCGAGGAGGAACAGAAGAUAGACCUCAGGCUGAAGCCCGCUCUGGAGACCCUCGACGAACUCCUGGCUGCGGGUGAGGCCGGCACCUUCGACACGGCCGUGGUGGAUGCCGACAAGGAGAACUGCGCUGCCUACUACGAGCGGUGCCUGCAACUGCUGCGACCUGGAGGAGUUCUCGCCAUUCUCAGUGUUCUGUGGCACGGAAAGGUGUUGUGGCCUCAGCAAGGGGACGUGGCUGCCCAGUGCGUGCGACACCUGAACGAGCGCAUCCUGCGGGACGCCAGGGUCCACAUCAGCCUCCUGCCCCUGGGCGACGGCCUCACCUUGGCCUUCAAGAUCUAGGGUU
Choloepus didactylus (southern two-toed sloth) is the source of this 586-nucleotide messenger RNA. Its product is annotated as catechol O-methyltransferase domain-containing protein 1-like. Lineage: Eukaryota; Metazoa; Chordata; Mammalia; Pilosa; Megalonychidae. Bases 1 to 582 code for a protein of 193 amino acids. The record is from RefSeq and is a predicted model, not a curated record. Gene Ontology annotation, molecular function: O-methyltransferase activity; S-adenosylmethionine-dependent methyltransferase activity. The transcript is spliced from 3 exons.